GUAUGUAAGUAUACGCAAGUUUUUACAAAGUGAUUAAAAUUCAUCUCGAAGCAAAUACUGAAUAAGUAUUUUACUUAUAAUUUCGAAAGGCUGUAUUGGUAAUGGUGUAGAAAUCGCAAAGAAACUUGACAAUAGUUUUAAAAAUAAAAUUGACGACAUCCGUAGUCCUUGCGGCUACAUUGAGAUCUGUCUAAAAAGUGAUGUACGCCAAAAAUGAACCGAGAACUGUUGUUUCAAACUUUUGCACGGUUAAAAAUAUCAGCCAAAAUAAGCUUAUUGCCUGGUAUCGAGAUAAAAUUUCUCCGCAAAUUCGAACUAUAAAAGAAUUAGGUACUGGAGUAGAUUUCUGUCUAGGUAUGGAAAUUCUUUUCCCGGGAUCUAUCGGGCUGCACAAAAUCAAAUACAACAAUCCAGGGAUGUCAGAUCGACGUCAACAUUUUAAACAUUUUCAGACAGCUUUGAAUUCUAUUGGUAUAAACAAAGAAAUUCCGAUGGAAAAAUUGGAAUCUGAAAGUUUCUUAGAGAACUAUUAUUUUGCUCGAUGGUUCAAAUCCUUUUUCGAAGCUAACUUUACGGGUGAAGCCUAUGACUUAAGCCGUCUUCGGCAAUGGAAUCAUAUAAGCAAUAAUAACAAAAAUGAGACCAAAAGAAUUGGCUGUGGGGACUGCUUGUCUAGAACUAACGUAAAGUUGAGAAGUGUUUCUUGGAAGAAUCGUAAAUUUACUGUGACUACGAAACAGAAGAUUCCUGUUAGGCUUCGAAUAAACUCGAAUAUUAUGGCUAGUAUGAAACGUAAAAACGCUGUCGAUAAUAGCUCUCAGACAGAAAAGAGCUACUAUGAUUCUAUAGACGAACAUCUUACAUUUGUAAAAUCCAUAAUUGAUGAGUUAUCGGAGGUGAACAAAAACAUGGAUGAAACCAACAAUUUUUUAGAACAGAGUAAAGCUGAGCUACAGACAGAAAAAGACAAUCUGUUACAGUUCAAUAAGAAUCUAGAAGCUAACUGUGAAAACUAUCUAAGCAAAAUUAAGGGACUCAACCAAGAAGUAGAAGGGUUAGAACAGGAAAAUAAACGUAUUAAUGAGUUAAACAAGAACUUGGGUCAGUCUAACCAGAAAUUAACUCAUCAGAACUGUGACCUAGAAGAAAAUGUAAAUAAUUUAAAACAGUGUAAUGAAGGACUUACUAAAGGUUUAACAGAACUCAAACGUUGCAACGAAGCUCUAGAACAUAGUAAUAACCAAAUAAUCCAGAGUAGUGCUGUCUUAGAACGAAAUAACACAAAACUGCAGAAGAAAGAGCACGAGUUUGAAAAUACUAUCAAAAGCUUGAUUCAUCGAAACCUGGAACUUGAAAAAUAUCAAAAGGCAUCAAAGGAAAGCUAUGAAGUGUUAGAAUCGAAAACCAAAGAAUUCAAGCAGCAAAUUCGGCAGUUAGAAGAACAUAACAAAAAUCUUUCUGAAGAAUCACUAGAGCAAAAUACAAAAAACAGCAGCUUUGCUAAACAACAGAAACAAUUAAUAAGCGAGAAUAAAUCUCUGUUGGAAAGCUGUGAAUUUCUAACCAGAGAUCUCAAACAAGCAAAUGAAUAUAACGAUUCUUUAGAAUUGCAAAGAAACAAUUUUCAACAGAAAAUGACUGAGCUCCAAGACGAACUGAAGCAUUUACAACACACAUCGCCCCUAAAUGAACGUCUUCUGCGAGAACAAGGAAAACAAUUAAAUGCUUUAAAGAAAGAGAAUAAUGAAUUAAGAGAAGAAAUUAGGCAUUUAAAGACUUACAUGUCUCGCUGUGAGAUUCUUGAAAGAGAACUCAAAACAAUGAAGCAAACAAAUGCCGAUUUAAUUGACCUUAAUAAGUAUCUAAAGGAAUACAAUGACAAUAUUGGAGAGAAAGUAAAGCUGUCCAAUGAAUUUAAUAAAGAACUAACGCAAGAAAUUAACGAAUCCAAUCAGACUGUCGUAGAUUUAAGGCAAAAGUUGGAAAAUCUAAAUCAAACUAUAGAAUUUUCGAGAUUCGAGAAGGAUAAAAUGAUAAAACGGAUUAGAGUUUUGGAACCACAAGUUCUUGAUAUAGCUAGACGAUGUAUUGAUCUCUCCGAGAGAAUUAAAUACUUAACAGAAUAUAACGCAAUGCUCCAAGACAAAUUACUUGAUUCUAUUCAACAUAAUUACGAACAAGAGGGCCAAAAUAUAAUCUUAUUGAGGAAUAAAUCAUGUCUAGAAACGAAGAUAAGUGAGCUGAUUCGUUAUAAUGUGCUCUUGGAAGAAACUAAACAAGAUCUGAUGAAGUCUAAUGCAGAACUUCAGCUUAUAAAUGCUAAUUUGGUUUUCCAGAACGAAAAAAGGGAACGAAAGACAAGCAACCCCACCAUAAAUUUUGAGAAGUCUUCUAGCAAUGUUGCAAUUUUUACUCUUAGAAUAAAUAUAGAUGACGACGACGACGAUUCUAUCCUUCGAUUGAAAGUACAAGAACCAGUUUCAUGAAUUAUUUUGUCAACAAUCGCUAAAUAUUAGCGAUGAAAUCUUCACUCCCUGCAUACUCAAGCAAUAUUUCACACUUAGACACAUCAAAGAAGAAUUAUUACCCGUGCUGCUAACCCCGUAAGUAUAGCUUCUUUCCUUGAACGUGAAUAAUGAAUAUAUACAACACAGAGAAGAAAUACAACACAGAUGAAACUCUACAAACAGAAGAAUAUGCCCCCAUGACGAACUAGUUCAGUAUUCAAACAUACGAACAGCACAUAUACCCAGAAAA
This is a messenger RNA of Octopus sinensis (East Asian common octopus), 2757 nucleotides long. Its product is annotated as interaptin-like. Gene Ontology annotation, cellular component: microtubule organizing center; microtubule plus-end; cytoplasmic microtubule. Lineage: Eukaryota; Metazoa; Mollusca; Cephalopoda; Octopoda; Octopodidae. The coding region runs from base 201 to 2486 and encodes 761 amino acids. The transcript has 2 exons. Gene Ontology annotation, molecular function: microtubule plus-end binding. Gene Ontology annotation, biological process: regulation of microtubule polymerization or depolymerization; protein localization to microtubule plus-end; spindle assembly. The record is from RefSeq and is a predicted model, not a curated record.